GUUUUUAAUAUUGUCCACUUAAUCAUUUUUCACUUCUAAACUGUGAAGGUGACAAGUUAAGUUAUAUACAUAUAAAUUAAAUGAUUUGAUACGAAGAAUAAGAUGAAAAUGUUGAUGCAAGUAUCACAAAGUUCCUUGACAGUUAUUUUUACUAAAAGUGCAAUACGAAGAAAAUCUUUUUGUUUUUUAAAAAAAUGUGAUUUUUCCUCCCAGAAGGUACCUAAUAAUAAAAUAACACGAAAAUCAAUUGUUACACCAUUUCCUCCAUUAACCAAGCCAAUACCUAAUUUACCUAAAGCAAUCUAUGCUACUGCUAAAGAAGAACAUCAGGUUACUAAAGUAACAGUUUUGUCAAACGGAUUAAGAGUUGCCUCUGAAAAUCGAUUUGGCCAAUUUUGUACAGUAGGCGUAUUGCUUGAUUCUGGUCCUCGAUAUGAAAUUGCAUACCCCAAUGGUAUCUCACAUUUCCUAGAAAAGUUGGCAUUUGGAUCUACCAAAACGUACAAGAAUAAAGACCAAAUAAUGCUAGCUCUAGAAAAACAUGGAGGUAUAUGUGAUUGUCAAGCAUCCAGGGAUACAUUUAUUUAUGCAGCAUCUGCAGAACGUCGUGGAUUGGAUACUGUUGUACAAAUUUUGGGUGAUAUUGUUUUAAGGCCUCAAAUUACAGAGGAUGAGAUAAAUGCAGCAAGACAGAUGAUUCGAUUUGAGUUGGAAUCUUUACUUACAAGGCCAGAACAAGAGCCAAUACUUAUGGAUAUGAUUCAUGCGGCUGCAUAUAGAAAUAAUACUCUUGGUCUUCCAAAGAUUUGUCCAAAGGAAAAUAUUGACCAUAUAGAUAGAAAAAUAUUAUUUGAGUAUUUAAAACAUCAUUACACACCACACAGGAUGGUAGUAGCUGGAGUUGGUGUAGAACAUGAGGACCUUGUUUUAGCAGUUCAAAAAUAUUUCGUUGAAAAAAAAUCGGUUUGGGAAGAAGAAGGAGAAAAAGAACAAAAGAAGAAUAGCUCGAUAUCAGUAGGAAAAUUUUCAAAUACAGUUGACGCUUCAAUUGCUCAGUAUACUGGAGGUUACAUACUAGAAGAAUGUAAUGUACCUGUGUAUGCAGGACCUAGUGGUCUACCAGAAUUAUCACAUGUAGUAAUAGGUUUGGAAGGCUGUUCUCAUCAAGAUUCAGAUUUCGUAGCAAUGUGUGUUUUAAAUAUGAUGAUGGGUGGUGGUAACAGUUUCAGUGCCGGGGGUCCAGGAAAAGGAAUGUAUACUCGUCUGUACACGAAUGUACUUAAUAGGUAUCAUUGGUUGUAUAGUGCAACUGCAUACAAUCACGCAUACGCUGAUACAGGUCUUUUUUAUAUUCAUGCAUCUUGUACACCCUCUCAUGUCAGAGACAUGGUAGAGGUGAUCGUACAUGAGAUGGUUACUAUGACAAAUAAUAUUACAGAUAAUGAAUUAGCGAGAGCAAAGAAGCAAUUGCAAUCUAUGUUACUUAUGAAUUUGGAACAAAGACCGGUUGUAUUUGAAGAUAUUGGAAGACAAGUUUUAGCCACUGGUUCUAGAAAACGACCAGAAUACUUCAUACAGGCAAUUGAUGAGAUAUCGAAGGAUCAUGUAACAAAUGUAGCACGUCGUUUACUUAAAUCACCACCUAGUGUAGCAGCUCGAGGGGAAGUAAGAACUGUUCCGUCGAUCGGAGACAUUCAAGCUGGAUUAAUUGACGAGCGAGGCAGAUUGCCUGGUUCCCGUAGUAGAUUAUCGCUUUUCCGCUAGAUCAAAAAAAAUUGUUAAUCUAAAGAUACGUAUACGUUCUUUUUAAUAUCAUAAAUCUUUGACAAAAUUA
Bombus impatiens (common eastern bumble bee) is the source of this 1834-nucleotide messenger RNA. Its product is annotated as mitochondrial-processing peptidase subunit alpha. Gene Ontology annotation, cellular component: mitochondrion. Lineage: Eukaryota; Metazoa; Arthropoda; Insecta; Hymenoptera; Apidae. Bases 103 to 1764 code for a protein of 553 amino acids. The record is from RefSeq and is a predicted model, not a curated record. Gene Ontology annotation, molecular function: metalloendopeptidase activity; metal ion binding. The transcript has 11 exons.